AUGGAUAUAGGAGAUUAGUAUACUGUACUUAGUGCUUUUUUCUUAAAAAUUAUACUGCUAGGAUGCCAAAGUUCUGGAAAAUCUAAUAUUUUACUCAGAUAUACAGAUGGAGUUUUUGAAGAAAAAGAGCUAACAUAUAAUUAUGAUUUUGUAAGUUUCAUGAAGAAAAUAAAAGACAAAGUACUACAAGAAAAAUUGAUGAAGCUUCAGAUAUGAGACACAAGUACUAUAUACAGGAAUUAUUUUAAAUCAGCGCACGGUUUUGCAAUUAUAAUAGAUUUAACAAACCCUGAUUCAUUUCAUAGCGCAUUAUAUUGAAAAAAAGAACUUGAUAAUUACUUUUCAGGUAAAACCCCAGAAAUCAUAUUAAUUGGAAAUAAAGCAGAUCUUGAAAAUCAGAGAUUUUUCACAUUUGAAGAAGCCAAAAAGCGUGCAGAUAGCUUGGAAAUGUUUUAUAUUGAGGUAUCAGCAAAGACAAACUGAAAUAUAGAAAAAUCAUUUGAAAUUUUAAUUACUCCCAAAUAAAACCGAUAGAGAAAUCCCUAUAAAAACCACCCUACGUGAGCAUACAAAUUUUUAUGAAAAAGCUUUUGAUAUCUAAGUGAAAAUUAUUAUUAUUACGAAAUCUCUAAUUAAUUCUGGUUAAUUUUAAAAUAAAUUUUACAAAUUAAAUUAAUUUUUUCUUUUCAAUUUUUAUGGAGUGGAGUUUCAACAAACAAAAUUUUUUAUGAUUUGUUUUAAAAACAAAUUAUGCUCAGUGAGCUAAAAAAAUUGUUUCAAUCGUGGUGGGAGUUAGAAAUAUCCUACAUAGAAUCUCCAAUAAGGCAAGCUAA
Molecule: messenger RNA, 833 nt
Organism: Blepharisma stoltei
Lineage: Eukaryota; Ciliophora; Heterotrichea; Heterotrichida; Blepharismidae
Source: the annotation of a GenBank genome assembly